AUGCCUUCCUUUGUACUGCAGGAGCCAGAGGGCAAGACAUCGACCGAGGUUCGGGAUAUGGUAUGGAACCAGGUGGUGGCAAAGAAAGUUAGACCUAGAUUCCAGACGGUAACAACAAAGUCAGGGAAGGUUAUAUUGAAACCAAUGGACAAGGAGACGACUGAUGCACUGAAACAUAUUGCAAGGGUAUCUACCCUGUUACAGGAGGAUAGAUUACGGUGGCCCCGUAUCAUAAUCCGUGGUAUAGGCACUUACACCGCCAUGGUCGGGUCCCAGAAGGACCUGUUGGCACAAAAUCCAGAGUUGGGAAUAGAGGCAGAUGUGGACGAGGAGGUUGUAAAGCCGGUCUUCCAAACCGGCCCACGGGGAAAGAGCACCACGAACUGGGUUGUGGAGGUGAACCCCAAGUACUAUAGUAAGUUUGAGAGCACAACGCUCUAUCUUGGAUUCAUGAGGUGCAGAACGAAUGCAUACAAGGUGGUGACUCAGUGCCAUAUGUGCCUCAGACACGGACACCCAGCGGCCAAAUGCAACGAAAAAGAACAGGUGUGUCCGCAUUGUGGGCGGAAGGGUCAUAAGGCGUUGGACUGCCCGGCUGCGGAGGCGGAUCCAACAUGUGUCAACUGCCGGGGGAAACAUAACGCAAGGGCCAAGACGUGCUCUGCCCGCACGGCGUAUUUGUUGGGUCAAGUAAGGAGGACUGACUAUGGGAUCGCACAAUGA
Messenger RNA from Macrosiphum euphorbiae (potato aphid), 723 nucleotides. NCBI's taxonomy places the organism in Eukaryota, Metazoa, Arthropoda, Insecta, Hemiptera, Aphididae. The record is from the annotation of a GenBank genome assembly.